This is a messenger RNA of Cyprinodon tularosa, 1606 nucleotides long. RefSeq names its product interleukin-1 family member A (gene il1fma). Lineage: Eukaryota; Metazoa; Chordata; Actinopteri; Cyprinodontiformes; Cyprinodontidae. The record is from RefSeq and is a predicted model, not a curated record. Bases 131 to 1285 code for a protein of 384 amino acids. Gene Ontology annotation, molecular function: cytokine activity. The transcript is spliced from 7 exons. Gene Ontology annotation, biological process: inflammatory response; immune response.
UCUAACUGUGCCAUGGGCUUCUUUUUUUCUUCUUCCUCUUGUCCUUAGCUAAACACCAGCGCUUUAACAAUAGGCUGCUUCCACCUGACCAAUCACAUUUACAUUAUCAGCGGCAGACGCAACCUUCAACAUGGACAUGAAGGAUUCUCUUGUUAAUGGGGGUGUGCUGAUUGUACACCAAAUGUAUGAGGGGAAACACCACUAUGAGGUGGGAAAUGUGGUGAAAUACAAAAAGGAGACUGGGAAGAAAAUGUUUGUGAGAAAAGGAGACACGCUGAUGGAGAUCAAUGGAGUUCAGCUGCAAGAUCUAGAACCUGAAAAGCUGGCUCAAAUAAUCGCUGAAGGCAACCCAAUGCUGACAGUACACAAGCCAGGAAAAAUAUGUGAAAGCAAAGAGCAGCUGCCCCCUGAUGAGGACACCUUGCAACCCUAUGACAAGGAGUCCACAAUUCUGAGUUUUUCCUGGGAGAUGACAAAGCAGGAAGAUACUGAAGGAGAAAAUGAAGGAAAUGAGGAAGAGGAAGAUAACGAAGAAGGAGAUAAUGUAGAAGGAGAUGAUGUAGAAGGGGAUGAUGUAGAUGGAGAGGGAAAUGAUACACAAGAUUCAGUAGAUGCAUGCCGAGAAGAGAACAGCAAAAACGAGGAGCGGGAUCUCCUUGUGAUACACAUGACAAAAACCAGCAUCUCUGUGGUGAGAGGCAGAGGCUGCAAUCCUGAGACGCCCUGUGAGGGAUGUAAUGGGACAGGAUGCACUUUCAAUGAGAUUGUGGUGGUGGCUGAAUCCAGCACAGUGACACUUGUUCCCAGGGGAGACAUAAAUUUUAGACAGGAAAAGCUGUCUGAUGUCUUAAUAAAACAUGUUCCCACUCACCGCUACCUCAGAUGUAUCUCCUCAGAAAAAAAUGUCUACACAUCACCAAAUCCAGAGAAGAUCACCAUCUACUACUACAAGUCAAAUGUAAUGUCAAGGUUCUUCAGAGGAAUGGCAGUGGUCCUAAACCUAACAGGCUCCAAUUGUUUUCUUAGAUGCUGCAAGGAAGGAGAUAGUGUGCGCCUAGAAACAGAGACAUGUGAAAAGGAGAAACUCAGGCAGAUCUCCAAGAGCGAUGAGUGCACCUUCUCCUUUGUCUUCUACAUGAAAGCUGACCGCACAAAACAGCGAACAUUUGAAUCUGCUCUCUACAAAGGAUGGUUCAUCCAUAUAGCCAACACAGACUUGGUAGAAAUGGCUGAGACGGACGGAGAAAGGGGGGAGUCGUCAUUCCUCUUUGUUAUUCAGAAGUGAAAGAGGGUUGUUUUUUACAGCCUAAAAAAAAAACUAAUCUUAGUCAUCACAUAGUUAGUACAUAACAAGAGGAACAGUCAUGACAGAAGCGCUUUUGUUCAGCGCAUCUAUUUUGGAGACAAAUGAUAAAGUCACAUGAUAGAGCUGUGGUCUGGUGGAUGUGCGUAAAAAUGUGUCAUACAACUGUUUUACUAUUUUUAUACUUCACAAUGUUUUGCUAUUGUUUUUGCUGCGUAUUAUUAACCUUUCAAAUUAUUUGAAAAGAAAUUAUGUGUGACUUUAUUUAAACUACAUAUUAGAUAACAGGCACCCCUCGCAACC